Messenger RNA from Phalaenopsis equestris, 1044 nucleotides. RefSeq names its product uridine 5'-monophosphate synthase. NCBI's taxonomy places the organism in Eukaryota, Viridiplantae, Streptophyta, Magnoliopsida, Asparagales, Orchidaceae. Gene Ontology annotation, biological process: 'de novo' UMP biosynthetic process; 'de novo' pyrimidine nucleobase biosynthetic process. Gene Ontology annotation, molecular function: orotidine-5'-phosphate decarboxylase activity; orotate phosphoribosyltransferase activity. The record is from RefSeq and is a predicted model, not a curated record.
UUCUACCAAAAAGCAUCCGCGGACCGACGAGCUGCGCAGAAGCUCAUUACCCUCAGCAGCAAUCCCUCGAGCCCCAUGAUUGCCACGGCGGUGCACUUGGGUCCCUUUCAUGGCGCACCAUUCAAGCUACCCAUUCCCAAGCUACACGAACCCGUCACCUCUUGCCCCACCUUACUCAUCCUCUCUCACCACUUGCUUCUACCUAUCGCCCGCUCAGCCAAAUCCCGCCUCGCCAUCAAAGCCCUUGCAUCCUCCGAUUCACACACCUUCUACUCCCACUCCGCCUCCGCCGCCGCCGCCAUGGAAUCCAUUGCAGACAGGCACAACUUCAUGAUAUUUGAGGAUCGAAAAUUUGCUGACAUUGGAAAUACUGUUACCAUGCAAUAUGAAGGGGGAUUGUUUCGCAUUUUGGAUUGGGCAGACAUCAUAAAUGCACAUAUAAUAUCGGGGCCGGGAAUAGUGGAUGGUCUAAAGUUGAAGGGUCUGCCUCGAGGUAGGGGGCUGUUACUGCUUGCUGAAAUGAGCUCAGCCGGUAACCUCGCCACUGGUGAUUACACAUCUGCUGCCGUCAAAAUUGCUGAUCAGCAUUCAGAUUUUGUGAUCGGAUUCAUAUCAGUUAAGCCAGCAUCAUGGCAAUAUCAACCUGUAAAUCCAGCUUUUAUUCAUGCAACACCAGGAGUUCAAAUGGCUUCUGGAGGAGAUUCACUGGGCCAACAAUAUAAUACUCCCUACUCUGUAAUCAAAGAAAGAGGCAGUGAUAUCAUAAUUGUAGGGCGGGGGAUAAUAAAAGCUGCGAACCCGGCGGAGGCAGCUAAAGGUUAUCGAAUUCAGGGAUGGAAUGCCUAUAAGGCAAGUUGCUCUUAGAACUUCCAAAAUUUCCUUUUCCUUUUCUCUGUUUUUUUAAAUUUUGACAAAUGAAGUUUUGCAGUCGCGGUUAUGUUGCUCCUUUUUAUCUUCAAUCAUAAUUUCUAUGGAUGUUGAUAUUAUUCAACUGAAAAUUCUUAAUUCCGUGUUGCUAGAGCAACCACAAUUGAAUGUACACCU